UCCCGGCGCUGCGCACGAACAUGGGCGUCGAAGAGGAGCGUAUCUGAGGAGAAGAACAGCGCCGCGCGCAGACUCAUACACACACUCGCUCUCGCUCUCUUUUUUAUUUUAUCCAUUUAAUAUUUCUCUUUGUUUGCGUUUGCGGUCAUCGCUGAUUUUUAUGUGUGCGCGCGGCGUGCGAUGCGGAGGGAGCGCCUGGUGCCGGCGGGGGGGCCCCGCUCGUGUCCGUAGAUGAGCUGCUGCGCGAGACUGCAGCGUGCACGGCCACGGGGGGUCACCUGCCGGAGUCCCGAGCGGGAGCGCGAGGCACAGAGAGAGAGAGCGAGACGGAACCGCGGACAGGUGACAAGUCAAGUGUCGUGACAGACACAGACAGUCGUGUUUAUAGCCCGAGUUUAUCCGCUAAAGCGAAAGCUCCAGUGCGAUGCGCGUGCACGGGCCCGCGAGCGCGCAGUCUUUACACAACGACGCCCUUCAUACAGUGGCACUUCCGCAAACGCGGGCGAGAUAAGAGGCGAGGAGAGCUGUCCGCGCGCCCGACCGAGAGCACCGCGAGAGGCCAGCCCGCGGGUGACGUCAUCACUCGGACCCAACCCAUGAGGCUGCAGUUUGCAUAGGAUGUGUGACAAGUGCACUGGGUUCACGUUGAGUCUUGAAGCAGGCAGCAUCAGAUUGCCAUGGAAACCCCAGAGAUGGGUUAUUGGACCUCUCUGUGAGAUGGCGAGCGACGACCGCGUGGCGAUCCUGACGGACGACGAGGAGGACCAGAAGAGGAAGUACGUUCUGGCCGAGCCCUUCAACACGCUGUCCUUGGAGCAGGUGGCGGACCCUGCUUCUUCGGGAGCUCCGUCGGAGGCGUCCGCCGCCCCGUCCCACGAGCCCGACACGGACUGUCUGGAGCAGAGCUGCGUUCGCAUCGAGAACCACCUCCUCAUCUCCAAGGUCUUCUACUUCUUCUUCUACGCAGCCUACGGCUCCCUGCACCCCCUCUUGCCGGUCUACUACAAACAGCUGGGGAUGUCGCCGAGCCAGAGCGGCCUGCUGGUGGGCAUCCGCUACUUCAUCGAGUUCUGCAGCGCCCCCUUCUGGGGCGUGGUGGCAGACCGCUUUCGGAAGGGCAAGGCGGUGCUGCUGUUCUCGGUGCUGUGCUGGCUCGUGUUCAACCUCGGCAUCGGCUUCGUGAAGCCCGCCGGCAUGACCUGCGUCGAAAAGAACCCGAUCGCCAACAGCUCCGUCGCGAAUCACUCCAGGAACCGCCGGAGCGUCGCCGGGGACGACCUUGCCCUUCCCCCGCUCGUGCUUGACUUGCUGUCCGUCUACAGUUCACCGCACAGAUAUGUCAGGAGCGCCGGUGGAAACGACACCGUGGGCCCAGCUUACCUGGAGAACGUGACCAAGGAUGUGUCCGCUGUACCUUCCACCGUCACUACAACCACAACCUCAACCACAACCUCAACCGCAGAGACUGGCAGUAGCGCCACCACCAUGAGCACCAGCACCUUCCCUUCCACCUCCCGUUCAGCCUCCAACUCAUCAUCUACCAUCCAGUCGGUCUCCAGCUUGUCUUCUACCAACCAGACUGGUUCAAACUUCUCCUCCAGCAACCAUUCAACCACUACCGCCUCUGCCAUCAUCAAAACGACCACAAAAGCCACCAGCACUAAACCCAAGGAGUACAACAUCAUCUAUAACAAAGACCAGGUUGAGACCAUCUUCCUGCUGAUCCUGCUGGUCAUUAUCAUUGGCGAGUUCUUCAGCGCCCCAGCGGUGACCAUCGUGGACACGGUGACCCUUCAGUACCUGGGCCGGCACCGCGACCGCUAUGGCCUGCAGAGGAUGUGGGGCUCGCUGGGCUGGGGCCUGGCCAUGCUCUCCGUGGGCAUCUGGAUCGACCACACGCACAUCGCGCUCUUCAUCCAGGGCACUGGCUGCGUCCAGCCAACGUACAAAAACUACCAGAUCGCCUUCAUCGUGUUCGGGGUGCUGAUGGGCGUGGCGCUGCUGGUGGCCACGCAGUUCUACUUCGACGACAGCGGCGAGGGCCGAGUCGAGGACGAGGAGGACGGGGACGAGAAGACGCACGAGGUGGAGAUGCCCCAGGUGGCCCGGAACGCCCCGUCCCCGGAGGUGAGCCCGGAGGUGAGCCCGGAGGAGGCGGCCGCGGCCCCCGGCGGAGCCCAGCGCCCGUUCCGCUACACGGACCUCAUCCGGCUGCUGUGCAGCGUGCGCUACGGCACCGUGCUCUUCGUCGCCUGGUUCAUGGGCUUCGGCUACGGCUUCGUAUUCACCUUCCUCUACUGGCACCUGGAGGACCUGAAGGGGACCACUACGCUCUUCGGCGUCUGCUCCGUCCUCAGCCACGUGUCGGAGCUCACCGCGUACUUCGCCAGCCACAAGUUUAUCGAACUGGUGGGCCACGUCAGGGUUCUCUACAUCGGCCUGGCCUGCAACACGGCGAGAUACCUCUACAUCUCCUACUUGGAGAACGCUUGGAUAGUUCUCCCCAUGGAGGUGCUCCAAGGUGUCACUCACGCCUCCGUCUGGGCAGCCUGCAUCUCGUACCUGAGCGCCGCCGUGCCGCCCGCCCUCCGCACCUCCGCCCAAGGGAUCCUGCAGGGGCUGCACCUGGGCUUGGGGCGGGGCUGCGGGGCCAUGGUGGGCGGAGUCUUCGUCAACUACUUCGGAGCGGCGGCGACGUUCAGAGGACUCGGAAUGGCCUCGCUUGUCAUCCUCCUCAUAUUCUCCUUCAUCCAGUGUCUCACGGGACAAAACGAGGACAAAGAGGACAUGAUGCUGGCAGAGAACAUUCCGGUUCCAUCCAGCCCGGUCCCCAUAGCAACCAUCGAUUUAGUAGAGCACCACCCAGACUCCCUGAUGCCCCGACCGGACCCGCGGCCCCCCAUCAAGAAGACGAGGCACCAGGAGGAGCAGGAGGACCUCAACAAGCCCGCCUGGGUCAUCUCCGCCUCGCCCUGGGUCACCAUCGCCUUCGCCGUCUGCCAGAUCCGAGAGGUGCUGGUCCUGUCCAAGAACAACGCCACCGAAUUCCAGCCGCUGCAGGAGACAAGUAAUGCCACUCCAGUUGACUCUGCUGGUGAGGGUGCAUCACGAGCUCACCCAGGCGAACCCUCCGGCAUGUCUGAGCAGGCAAAGGCCCCCCCGGGACCCCCAGACCAAUUGGACACCCCCCAGCCCUCCCACCCUACUGACCACAGCCAAACCGUAGCAGGCUCCGCCCACCUGCCAACAGACUCCGCCUCCUCAGAGUUUAACCCCUCUCAAGAAUGAUGAAGAGACCCCCGGUGGGGAGGGGUCUGGUUCACACAGCUGAUCCGACAGGUGAUCCAAAACCCCACUGAACUAUGCGCCGGGGGGGGGGGGGGGGGUUAAACUCGUUACAGCUGAACCAGGUAAGAACCGGAAAGUGGGUGCGGCGUGUGGGGUCGCCCUUCCUGGAUGGAUGAAUUUCGCGCCGUCUGGAUCCUCUAGGGGAUUGUGGGUAAACACCACGCGUUACCAUGUUCCUGUGGCCUCUUCGCGUGACCUUAAGCUCCUCCCACAACAGCGCUGCUCCUGCUCGUGUUUCCACUGCCGCUCACCUGCAGAAGUGCCUGACCUACGUGCGCUUACCGGCGGACACUUCCACCAUCGCAGCGCAUUUGAGUGUAUUAAUAAUGUUAAUAAUAUUAAUAGUAAUAAUAUUAAUAUUAACAGAGUCACUGCUCUGUAUCCUACUGUAACGACUGUCUUUGUUUCUGCUUUUCCUCUCUAUCUGUGUGUACUGGAGUCUGUGUGCCUUCGCUUCCUGUUUGCUUCGUCGUGGCCUUUUCGAUCUCCAGAAAGAGAAGAGCUCUUCACGCGGGUUACCGUGGUGUAAUACGAUGUUAUUCCGAUGCCGAAAGGGAAUUGAGAUUGUUUUAAUAAAACAAAGUACUUCAGCAAA
Scleropages formosus (Asian bonytongue) is the source of this 3943-nucleotide messenger RNA. RefSeq names its product major facilitator superfamily domain-containing protein 6-like. Gene Ontology annotation, biological process: antigen processing and presentation of exogenous peptide antigen via MHC class I. NCBI's taxonomy places the organism in Eukaryota, Metazoa, Chordata, Actinopteri, Osteoglossiformes, Osteoglossidae. Bases 619 to 3288 code for a protein of 889 amino acids. The transcript has 8 exons. Gene Ontology annotation, cellular component: plasma membrane. The record is from RefSeq and is a predicted model, not a curated record.